GCCAGGCACCAGUGAAGCAUCUGGCCUACAAAUCCUGUAGUAUCCACAGUACUUCCCUCCCUUCUGCUAGCGUUUCUAUGCCGAAUAAGCCAUCUUCAUCAUUCUGAAGAGCAUCAAUAGCAUCGUACUGGACAAGACGUCAUGCCUCCGAAGCGCUUCCAGUUCUCGGUCAACCCUUUAUGGCCCCAUUACUUGUCAUGGGCAUGCGUGGGUGUCGCUGUUGCACUGGGGCUGCUGCGGUAUGGUAUCUUUGACCGCCCCGACCCACUUCAUUGCAACGCUUUACUUAUGGAGGGCCGAUGGCUGGAUACAGCGUUUCGGAAUUGGCAGCCAGAUGGCUGCAUGAUUUACCAGUACCAAGCCAAGGAUGUCUCGACGUGCAUGAAGUCCAGACGUGUGGUUUUCAUCGGAGACUCGGUCACUCGACAGCUAUAUUUCCAGUUUGCUCAUAUCGUUGACAAGAGCCUUCCAUCUGGCCCGCCGGACGAUGAUCACAAGCAUGCCAAUUACACUUACACGUCCAAUACGAACGUCCAGCUCUCUUUCUACUGGGAUCCCUUCUUGAACACAAGUCAUACCCAGGCUCUCCUCCACCCCGUCGCACACACGACUCCGUCAGACAACCCCGCUCUGUUGGUCAUUGGCUCUGGGCUAUGGUAUCUCCGUUAUGCUGAGUCUGGGGGCCUUCCUGCAUGGGAGGCCACCAUGGAGUCUACCCUCAGUGCCAUCUCCCAAGCACCCCACCCGCUUGCAGACCGUGUCGUCGUCUUGCCCAUAGAGGAUGUCGUAUCGUCAAAACUAUCGCGAGACCGCGCCGCCUCCAUGCACGCGUCGGACAUCGACGCCAUGAACUCGGACCUCCUGCACAGGAUACAACCGGCCCCGCUCCGCGAUCCUUUCUCUUUCCUGCCUAUACCCACCCGCCGUCCCACUGCUAUGCCGGUGUCGUUGCCGCUGGCGUUCAAUGGGAUGCUGCACCCUUCCCAGACGGAGGACGGGCUACACUUUUCCGACCUUGUCGUCGGCAUGCAGGCGCAAGUGCUGCUCAACUUGCAGUGCAACGACGUGCUACCGAAGAAGUUCCCGUUCGACAAGACUUGCUGCCGUUCGUACCCGAGGCCUGCGCCUUUGCACCUGCUGCUUCUUGCUGGAGUUAUUCUGUGGGGACCAGCCAACUGGCUACUCGCUCGUCGAUUCAGUCCCCAGUCCUCUGGCCUUCCCCUUAUAAGAGACGACGAGGUCUACGCGCUCGUGGUCAGCUUUGCCUCAGCAAUCAUCUUCCUCGCAGACCGCACCGGCUAUUGGUUGAAGGAGCAGAAGCAAUUUGACCCAUGGACUUUCGCGUUCCUGUCGCUCUUGAGUCUUGCCGUGGGCCUGCUCACGGUCACGCGCGCAGACAAGGAUCUUGGUUUCCUCAAUAGGGAGCAGACCGAUGAGUGGAAAGGUUGGAUGCAAAUUGCCAUCCUGAUUUACCAUUACACGGGUGCUUCGAAAAUCUCCGGGAUCUAUAACCCCAUCCGGGUCCUCGUGGCGGCGUAUCUGUUCAUGACAGGCUAUGGCCACACUACAUUCUACGUCAAGAAGGCCGACUUCGGGCUAUUGCGGGUCGCCCAGGUCUUGAUCCGUCUGAACCUACUCACAUUGCUUCUGGCAUAUACCAUGAACACCGACUACCUCUACUACUACUUCGCCCCUCUAGUGUCUCAGUGGUAUUUGAUCAUCUACGUGACUAUGGCCGUAGGCGCGCAGUACAAUGACCGCACACCUUUCUUGGUGGUCAAGCUGCUCCUCUCUAUGGCUAUCGUGACGGUAUUCAUGAGCCAGCAGUGGAUCUUGGACAUGGUCUUCGAGUUUCUCGAGCGAUUCUGCAACAUUCGCUGGGACGCUCGGGAAUGGGCCUUCCGCGUCAACCUCGAUCUUUGGAUUGUUUACUUCGGGAUGUUCACUGCCCUAGCAGUGAUCAAGAUCCGCGAUCAACGUCUCACCGACCACCCUCUUUGGCCGCAGGCUACCAAAAUCGCAUCAGGGUUAUCUGCGGUUGUCCUGCUUUGGUUCUUUGCGUUCGAGCUGUCCCAACCGGACAAAUUUGCCUAUAAUGCGUGGCAUCCUUACGUGUCUUUCCUUCCCGUCGGCGCGUUUGUCGUGUUGCGCAAUGCAAAUGCGAUCCUACGGUCAGGCUCGUCCCGUGCGUUCGCAUUCAUUGGGACGUGUUCUCUGGAGACCUUCAUCAUCCAGUACCAUCUCUGGCUCGCUGGCGACACCAAGGGUAUCCUCGUGGUCAUCCCCGGACGGCACUCUCGGCCACUGAACCUACUUUUGACCACCAUAGUAUUCGUCUACAUAUCUCAUCUCGUCGCGAAGGCCACCGGAGAAAUCACGAACUGGAUAUGCGGAUCAUCGAAGAAGGAUGCGUCGCUGCCCACUACAUCUCAGCAGGCCGACGCUUCUGGCUCGCGGAGGCCUGAGCCAACUCGUGUGCCACCAUCAGAAGAGGGUCAGGAGGUGAUCUUCAUGGUCCCUCAGGACGAAGGCGAAGCGAGGAAGGAUCGGGAUGGCAACCCUCUACCGCAAGAGCCAGAUACUCCUGCGCGUCCCCCGCGUCGCUGGAUAGACCGCUUAGCCGAGGGUUCCUCAGCGCCGCCUUCAGCUGGAUUGCGACUAUGGUACGGUGAUUCGGAGUGGAAGCCGGGGUUGAGUACAAAACUCCUGAUAGGAGCGGUAGGCAUGUGGUUGCUGAACAUCAUGUGGCCUGUACCGCAAUAGUAGCAUUGCCCAUCUCUGACGUUCGCGGACACACACAUAGACACGAUAAUAUCCAUACGCUUCAUUGUACAGCUAUACUACGUUACCGACACAACCC
This is a messenger RNA of Dichomitus squalens LYAD-421 SS1, 2860 nucleotides long. RefSeq names its product O-acetyltransferase. NCBI's taxonomy places the organism in Eukaryota, Fungi, Basidiomycota, Agaricomycetes, Polyporales, Polyporaceae. The record is from RefSeq and is a predicted model, not a curated record. The coding region runs from base 142 to 2763 and encodes 873 amino acids. The transcript has 6 exons.